Oryza sativa Japonica Group (Japanese rice) is the source of this 1330-nucleotide messenger RNA. Its product is annotated as very-long-chain 3-oxoacyl-CoA reductase 1. NCBI's taxonomy places the organism in Eukaryota, Viridiplantae, Streptophyta, Magnoliopsida, Poales, Poaceae. Gene Ontology annotation, molecular function: ketoreductase activity. The record is from RefSeq and is a predicted model, not a curated record. Gene Ontology annotation, cellular component: endoplasmic reticulum.
ACGGAUCGCGCUUGCCUCCAUCGCAACUCGCACACGCUCGCCACUCUCCUCGCCGCCGCCGCCGCCGCCGCCUUCGCCGCGGUCUCCGCCGCUGCCCGCCCCGUCUCCAGAAAUGGACGCGCUGUCCGCGCAGCCGGCGUGGGCGCUGGCGCUGGCCGGGGUGGGCCUCAUGGUGGCCGCGACCGCCUCGGCGCGCCUCGCGCGGUGGCUCUACGCGGCGUUCCUCCGCCCGGGGAAGCCCCUGCGCCGCCGGUACGGCGAGUGGGCGGUCGUCACGGGCGCCACGGACGGCAUCGGCCGCGCGCUCGCGUUCCGCUUCGCGGGCGCCGGGAUGAGCCUCGUGCUCGUGGGCCGCAGCCCCGACAAGCUGGCCGCGGUCUCCGGGGAGAUCAGGGGGAAGCACCCCAGGGCCGAGGUCCGCACCUUCGUGCUCGACUUCGCCGCCGAGGGCCUCGCCGCCAAGGUGGCCGCGCUCGGGGACUCCAUCCGCGGGCUCGACGUCGGCGUGCUCGUCAACAGCGCCGGCAUGUCGUACCCGUACGCGCGCUACUUCCACGAGGUGGACGAGGAGCUGAUGCGCAACCUCAUCCGCCUCAACGUCGAGGCGCUCACCCGGGUCACCCACGCCGUGCUCCCAGGCAUGGUGGAGCGCAAGCGCGGCGCCAUCGUCAACAUCGGCUCCGGCGCCUCCUCCAUCCUGCCGUCCUACCCGCUCUACAGCGUCUACGCCGCCACCAAGGCGUAUGUUGAUCAAUUCUCGAGAUGCCUCUAUGUUGAGUACAAGAACAAAGGCAUCGAUGUGCAAUGCCAGGUACCCCUGUACGCGGCGACGAAGAUGGCGUCCAUCAAGAAGGCGUCCUUCUUCGCGCCGUCGCCGGAGACGUACGCCCGCGCCGCCGUGCGCUACAUCGGGUACGAGCCGAGGUGCACGCCCUACUGGCCGCACGCGGUGCUGUGGUUCCUCAUCUCCGCGUUCCCGGAGCCCAUCGUGGACAGGCUCCUCCUCAACAUGUCCGUCGGCAUCCGCAAGAGGGGCAUGGCCAAGGACGCCAGGAAGAAGACGCAGUGACGAACCAGCACCAAAGAAUCUGAGCGAUAGUACUCUCUACUUCUUCUCCUCUGCAGCUUCCGAAACAUUGGGCGUUUGAUUUACCCCGUAUCUCUGGAUUAGUUCUUCUCAUGAGUAAGGUGAUGAUGAGCUGAUGGUUAAACAGUGUGUCUGGUUUGAUGUACUAAGAUUGAAGAGUUUAAGACCAUGUGACACGAACUCGAUCUGGCCUGGUUAAUAAAGCGCGGGAAAAAGGCUUUGCCUUCUGCUAAUAUAGAGCAA